GCCGCCGCCGCCGCGCCCGGGGCAGUAAGGGCGGGCCGCGCCACCGCCCACGCUCGCUCCCGUCGUCGGACUCGGGGCCCGGACGCGCGCGACCGCCGUGAGCGCGCGCCCGGGCCAGUGACCGGCUCGGGAUGGACUGCGGCUCCGUCGCUGGGAAAAGGCUGAAGCGUCAGUCGGGUCGCCGACGCCUCCUGCUCUUCCUGCCCGCGGGCCGCUGCGCAAGCCCGGUCGACCUUGGAACCCCCGCGCGCCGCGGCCUCUCCCGGCUCCCCGGCGGGCUGGGGGCGCUGCGGCCCCGGGGCGGCGCGUCACGUGCGUCGCCGCUGCUCCUCCUCCUGCUCGUGCCGUCCCCGCGCCGGGCCGCCGCCGCCCCGCGCCGCCCGCUGGCCGAGUGGGAGCGCGCGCGCCCCGGGCCUCAGGCGCCCCGGGCAGGGCGCGGCACGUGGAGGGCCCCGGCGGGGACCGGGGCGGCAGGCGUGCUCCUCCCGGGCCCGGCGGCCUCGCUCGCGUCCUCCAGGAGAGAGCUAAGCCUGUCUGCACCAUGCCUGCAGCUGGAGCACAGAAGGACAGGUUUCACCUCUCCGGGGCACCAGAAGCUCUACUUCGACACCCAUGCCUUAGUGUGCUUACUGGAAGCAAAUGGAUUUACGACUCAACAAGCAGAAAUCAUUGCGUCUGCCUUGGUCAAGAUCAUGGAGGCCAACGUGGACAUUGUCUACAAAGACAUGGUCACCAAGGUGCAGCAGGAGAUCACUCUGCAGCAGAUAAUGUCUAAGAUUUCCAAUGUGAAAAAGGAUAUGAUUAUUUUGGAGAAGAGUGAAUUUUCAGCCCUCAGAGCAGAAAAUGAGAAAAUAAAGCUUGAACUACAUCAGUUAAAACAACAAGUCACGGAUGAAGUGAUCAAAGUCCGAACAGACACCAAGUUAGACUUCAAUCUAGAAAAGAGCAGAGUAAAAGAACUGUAUUCACUGAACGAAAGGAAGCUGCUGGAAUUGAGGACGGAAAUAGUAGAACUGCAUGCCCAGCAGGAUCGGGCCCUGACCCAGACCGACAGGAAGAUUGAAACCGAGGUCGCUGGCCUCAAGACCAUGCUGGAGUCACACAAGCUUGACACGAUCAAGUAUCUAGCAGGGUCUGUAUUUACCUGCCUGACCGUAGCUCUGGGAUUUUAUCGCCUGUGGGUGUAAUAAAAUGUCUAUUUAAAGAGAUUUCUAUCGUUUUACCUUGACAAUGCCAAAUUGUUAUCCCUUUUUUUCUUGUUUCAAAUUUUAAUGCUGAUUUUGACUUAAUGCAUCCUAUUUAUUUUUAUGAAAAUGGUGGGCACAUAACCAAGAUAAUGAGGCCAGAAAUUCCCCCGUCGCUCCACUUUAUAACCGAGUGGUGUGGCCCAGACCUGGGAGGCCCGCCCCGCCCCACCGAACCAGUGAACUUGGCCAGACCAACAUGAACCACUGGCAGAAUCCUCUGCGGUUUUAAAGCCUCUGUCACACCAGGGAUUCGCAGUCCCACUGACAGGACAUGGUGACAGUUAUCACAAUUCCCUGGACCGGUUCCUCUGCCAGCAGCUCCCAGCCUCGGCUGCCGCCUCGUUAGCAGCACAGCCGUCCUUGUCCACCGCAGCGAUUUCUGUGUCUUACUAACACGUGUUAGUUACUCUUACUGUGCCUUCCAGCCAGAGAAUCUUACUGCCUAACGAAGCCUGGUAAUUGUAAAGGGGAGUCUUUCACCUCUUCAAAGCCGGAUUUCCUUUCUUCCCUCCCUGCUCUUUCUCCCCUUCCCCUCCUAAUGUGAAAGCCGUAAGACUGCUCUGCCUGUCGUCACCUGCCUGGGAACCUUACUAACUCAGCGAGGACUCCUCGAGUUUACGGUUCAGAGUCUGCUUCCUUCCGGCCAUCCUCAGCCGCCAUGCAAGGGCCGCACACUGCUUCCCUGCUCUGAGCUGUCUAGAUGAGGUGUGCGCUUCCUACGGUGACACUCGUGCCCUUGGCCUGUGACCAGCUGCACUGUGGGCCUUCCAGACAGGACGGCCGUGUCCGGCCCCAGCCUUGGUUCCACUGCACUCUCGUUGUUGAAGGCAUCCUGACACCUGCCUUACCUCUGUGAUAGAAGCAGACAGACACCCUCAACAGGGCUGGCUCACCUCACCUGACUGACCUGCUCGUGGGCGAGAACAAGUGGUUUGGAAGCAGCGGCCUCAAUAGGGCCCCUCUGUGUGUUCCCACACGCUCACGCAGACGGUGUGGCUCACGGAGGGACCACAUGAAGAGAGCUCUCACAGUGGCAGGGGAUGUGACCCAUGGGCACUCUCUGGUUGCAUUGGUGAAAAUGAGUCACCUUGUGCCCUUUGGGUGUAACUGCUAAGUCUUAGGAAAUGUUAGGUCUUUGCCUUUUUAGAAAACAUUGGUGUAGACCAAAGAUUCUGUGCUCCAUGCGAUAGAAAGAUCAAAGACUUUUGUAUUCCUAGGAAUAGUUUCAAAGUGAAAUGUCAUAGUUUAGUAUUUUUCAAGUAAAUGAAAAACUGUCUUAACCACAAGGCCUCCAAAAAGGCUACACAUCAGCAGUCGCCUUUGUUAGUACAAGGCUCCCCGAGUGGCACUGCAGUGGGGCCACAUGUGUGACUGCUGGAAGUCAUACAGCUUUGAUAGUCAUAGCUAGAAGCAGGCUUGGAGGUCAGACACUCACCUGGUCUCGCCUCCAAAACAGGCCCCCAGAGGAGACAGUACCACUUACAGUUAGGUUGCAAAGUAAACACCAAUCUCUUAUCUGUUUAAGACAGAAGGUGAAGUGUCCUUAUGUCCCAAUCACAUCUGUUUAAAAUAAAAUCUGCCGGGUGGCACUCUUACCUCUGCUAGCAGUAUCCCCAUGCGUCAUUUUCCCUGGUGACAGCCGACCGUGUCAUCCUGUGGCUUCACCUGGGCCUCUGGUUUUGCUGCAGAGUUCUUUGCAGGACAGCACAGCCCUUUUGGCCUUGAGAGCAGUGACCUGUCCUUUUGAGUGUGCGGAUGGCUGCACGUGUGGAGCUUAGAGCGCUGGGGUUGUGUUCCCUCCCUUAGUCCCAAGGGUUCUAUAUGAAAAAACAUUGAGCCAGAAAUACAAACCCACCCUUCCGCCUGCUACACACAGGUCUGCCCGCCGUCAGCACACUGAGCCUGCUCGUGCUGAGGCAGCCUGCGCUGCCCGGCUGAGGAGAGCUCAGGGCGCCUGGUGGAGCAGGAGCAGAAUCGGGAAGGGUCCCGGCUGAGGAGCAGGCAGGGGGCAGCGUCACGCAUGGGGGUUUUAACCUGCAUGGCCCUGAAGGAUCUCAGCAGCGUGCAGAGCAAUGCAGGCCACGAAACACAGAGCCUGGGCGCCUGCCGUCACACGCUGGCACUGGUCAUCUCCUCCCCCGCUUGCUUGCUUUCCUCCGGCUCUCCCCUGCCAGUGCGCUUUUUUCAGUCUCAACUACAGUUUCGCUGAUUACUAAUACGCAGGACCUGUUGGUGUGUGCAGUUCUUUACGGAAGCAGUAGUUUUUAUUUCAGUGUUGGUUUUACUCUUUAAAUGGUUUCAUUCUCUUACCUAAUAUCUGGCAAAGCCAAAAUUGUGUGUGCGUGGGUGCACACGAGGGUGUUUUUCCCCUCAAGUAUGCCAAGCACCUCGGUUGGGAAAUCACAAGGUCAAGAAGAAAGGCUUGACUCAAACCAGAAGCCUUGCUGGACUUUGUCUCUAACCACUUUAAAGACAAAGUCCCGAGCCGCAGCAAGCCUGUCUCGGUCGCCUGGCUUAUCUCCGUCCCAGCCCUGACGCCGCUUUUCCCUCCAUAGCGGGACCUGACGGCUCCGGCUCCCCCAGCCCACCCCACCCCAGCCCACCCCACCCCAGGCCUGUCGAUUGCCCUUGGUGUUCUCAGACUUCUGCCUCAUUCUGAAUCAAUAUUCCAUACUGGAACUCAUCUGCACUUUAGCAUCUGACUUUAGCAUUUGUUUAUCAAAUUUGUUAUGGCUUUUUUGGCACUGAAGCAAAAACAUGUUAACUAGAAAUAAUUUAUUCAUUAUAUAACAUGUUUGAGAAUUUUUAGUCUUUUAUUGGAAUUUUAUUUGGCAAAUAUUUAUCUUUCUACAAGUGUAUACCUAACAUCCCUUCGAUUAUAAGCUGGAUCACUUCUUAACCCUUUGAUUGCCAAAGUGAAUAUUAAGUUACAUUGUAUGGUCUAAUAGAGUGUGUAACAUGUUUGUAUCUAAAAUAAAGUAUUUAAUUCCA
Molecule: messenger RNA, 4238 nt
Organism: Cavia porcellus (domestic guinea pig)
Lineage: Eukaryota; Metazoa; Chordata; Mammalia; Rodentia; Caviidae
Gene: Mcur1
Product: mitochondrial calcium uniporter regulator 1
Exons: 9
Coding region: 132-1187 (351 amino acids)
Biological process (GO): positive regulation of mitochondrial calcium ion concentration; calcium import into the mitochondrion
Cellular component (GO): mitochondrial inner membrane; mitochondrion
Source: RefSeq, a predicted model, not a curated record